AUGAUUAGAGGAAAACGAACUUUUAAUGCUGCAUUUGAUAGAGAUCAGGAUAUCAUUGUUGAUUAUUUCCGACAACAUUUGGAUAAAGUGCUAGAUUCAUCUAUUGCUGAGAAGCUGUUAUUACCAAAUGAUGUGUUCAGUGAACCUAAACGUAUCGUUCUGGACAUUGGAACAGGUUUUCUUCAUCGGCGAUAUGAACUUAGUGGUAAUAUACCGAAAUUAGAGGACAUAAAACACUUCGGACUAAAUUCGAAAUUAGUCAAAAAUUUUGAAAUUAUUAAUGGAAAGCCAAUCACUUGUGAGCAACUGUCGUUGUACGGUAUUAUCGGCAAAUAUAUCGAUCUUUGCGCUGCAGAAUUGAAAUUUAAUUACACACCUUUAUAUUGCCUGCAUGCUCUCAAUCACAUUAUACGUUCACGAAACUUGAUAAUAGAAAACAAACAGUUUCUGCAGAAUUGUCGCGAAAAGGGAGCACUUACUGAAGAUGACAUUGAAAAUACUCGAGAUCAAGGAUUAUCUCGUCCCAAAGUCCUUAUAAUUUGUCCAAUGAAAAAAGAUGCUUUCACAGUUAUAGAAACUUUUCGAAUCCUAGUUUUUGGAGAUUCGGAAAAGCCGUUUGUUUCUAACUAUCGCCGUUUCAAGACGGAAUUUGGUGAUACAGGGUUCAGAAUAUCGGAAAAACGAAAAGUUUCAGAUGAAUAUAGAAAUCUGAUGAGCGGAAAUAUUGAUGAUUGUUUUCGGAUUGGUGUUGCAGUCGCAAAAAAGAGUCUAAAACUUUAUACGGCUUUUGAUGAUUCCGAUAUUUUGAUUGCUUCACCGUUGGGUUUGCGAAUGAUUGUUGGUGAAAAUAAUGAAGAUGGUGACAAAGGGGAAACUGAUUUUUUAGCUUCAAUAGAAAUUUUGAUUAUUGACAAGGCAGAUUUGUUACUAAUGCAAAACUGGGAGCAUUUGCUGAAUGUCUUGAGCAGUCUGCAUAAGCGGCCGAAAAAACUCGCAGUUGAUAUAUCACGAGUUCGUUCGUGGUGCCUUGAACAGUAUUCUAAACUUUACAGACACACUAUAAUGAUAUCAGAAGAACGUCAUGCGGAAUGCGAUGCUGUUUUCGCUUUUUAUUGUCACAAUUUUGCUGGGUUAUUUAAAUUGCUUCCACCAAAUGAAGGUCUGCUGGAUAAGAUAGAAAUUCAUUACUGUCAAGAAUUGCAGCAAAUCGAAGUUGACAGAGCCGAAGAUCAAUCUGAUGCUCGAUUUAAAUUUUUUAAGGAAAACGUUUUGCCCAAAUGUGAGUUUGGUGCUGCUGUUUUCAUCCCUUCGUAUUUCGACUUCGUAAGAAUUAGAAAUUAUCUUAAAAAUGAGAACGAAAGCUUCGUCCAACUUCAUGAAUAUGCGAAAGAAGGAAAAGUAGCAAAAGCUCGUGCUCUAUUUUACAAGAAGGAAAAGAAAAUUAUGCUGAUAACUGAAAGGUUUCAUUUCUACCGGCGAUAUAAUAUCAAGGGCAUUAAAUCGCUUAUUUUUUAUCAACCACCGGCGCAGUCCAGAUUCUAUUAUGAAAUUAUUAAUCAAGUGAAUGAAGAUUGUGCACAUGUUCGCGUGCUGUAUACAAAAUUUGAUCUUGUUCGCAUGGCUAACAUAUUUGGUGAUCGCUGCAUGCAGAAAAUAAUGUCAUCUGGAAAAUCUAUGCAUGCUUUGAUCAGUAAGUGA
Molecule: messenger RNA, 1698 nt
Organism: Thelazia callipaeda (thelaziosis nematode)
Lineage: Eukaryota; Metazoa; Nematoda; Chromadorea; Rhabditida; Thelaziidae
Source: the annotation of a GenBank genome assembly